This is a messenger RNA of Nothoprocta perdicaria, 701 nucleotides long. RefSeq names its product TBC/LysM-associated domain containing 2 (gene TLDC2). Gene Ontology annotation, biological process: response to oxidative stress. The coding region runs from base 1 to 654 and encodes 217 amino acids. Gene Ontology annotation, cellular component: nucleus. The transcript has 6 exons. NCBI's taxonomy places the organism in Eukaryota, Metazoa, Chordata, Aves, Tinamiformes, Tinamidae. The record is from RefSeq and is a predicted model, not a curated record.
AUGAAGGGUCUGCGGGCCCGCUACCACCUCCUGGAGCACCUGGAUGAGGAGCUGUCCCCCGUGUGCGCAGAGCCGGAGGACGAGGGGCAGCCGGGCGGGCGGGAUGCGCCCGGGGCGCCCGCGGCCCUGGAGGGGCCCUGCCAGCUGCAGCUGAGCGAGCCCAGCAGUGUCUUGCAGAACAAGGAGAUCCCGGAGCUGGCGCCCCACCUGCCCCGGCGGCUGAGCCACGAGCCCUGGCGCCUGCUCUACUGCGCCGCGCGGGACGGCUUCAGCCUGGCCACGCUGUACCGGAGCACGAGCCGCCGGAGCGCCCCGCAGCUGCUGCUCCUCAGGGACAUGGAGGCGCGGGCCUUCGGCGCCUUCUGCGCCGCCGCCAUCCGCCCGAGCACGGGCUUUUACGGCACCGGCGAGACCUUCCUCUUCUCCUUCUGCCCGGAGCUCAAGGUGUUCCCGUGGACAGGCAGCAACAGCUUCUUCCUGAAGGGAGACAAGGAGCUGCUGAUGAUCGGCGGCGGCAGCGGUAAAUCUGGGCUCUGGCUGGAUGGAGAUCUGUACCACGGCGGGAGCCACCGCUGCGAGACCUUCGGCAACGAGCCCCUCUCCCGGCGGGAGGAAUUCUGCAUCCAGGCCCUGGAAGUCUGGGGCCUGGCCUGAGCCCGGCUGCCGCGCGGCUUCAUCCCAGACACGGACCCGGGCACUAG